Messenger RNA from Heterobilharzia americana, 1070 nucleotides. The record is from the annotation of a GenBank genome assembly. Lineage: Eukaryota; Metazoa; Platyhelminthes; Trematoda; Strigeidida; Schistosomatidae.
UGGUGCCAAAUAAUGCGGGAAAGUUCGAAGUGACGUUACUUUGCCAUGGAUGUUGAUUUGUACGCUUACUUUGGCUUGGAUGACGAUUGCACGCCGAAAGAUGUGCAACGCGCAUACAAAAAGAAAGCUAGAGAGGCUCAUCCAGAUAAAAACAAGGAUAAUCCGUUGGCAAAGGAAAGUUUCCAACAGUUACGUGUCUACUUCGAAAUAUUACAUGACCCAGUCAAAAAAAAAGAAUAUGACCGAAAGUGGAAGGCCAAGAAGGAGGUUGCCAAGAGGAUGGAGGCUAUGGAUUCUUCUAGGAGAAAACUUAAAGAAGAGCUAGAAGCUAGAGAAGCGGCUGCCGCAGCUAUGCGCAAGAAACAGUCUGAAACUACAGCUAGGCAAUUAGCAGCUGACCAGAUUCGCAGAGAUUGGGAACGCUACACUGAAGAAAUGCAAUGGGAAGCUCAAAGGAAACGAAAGUAUGUAGAUACUGAAACUGACAAUAUGGAGUUUGAACCGAAAAAGUCCAAUCAAGCUGUGGUCAGAAUAAAAUGGGCAUACACAGAAAACGCUCAAGCCAAUGCUUGCUAUACGGAAUCAUUUCUUAAAACAUGCUUAUCAGAGUUUGGUGAAGUAACUGCGUUUGUAUUCGGUAAACGUGGAAGUGGUAUUGCUGAGUUUUCCAAGUACAAAGAAGCAAAAAACGCUAUAGAGGCAUCAGAAAGCAGAACAGUUGGUCUUCCAAGUUUACCUUUGCAUCUUUCAUGGCUAUCAGAUAAUGAUACAAAUACUGAUAAGGAAGUAAACAAUAACUCAGAUAGAAUGAGAUAUCAAGAAGCUCAGAGAAGUUCAUCAAUGAAUGAUCCAAUGCCUAAUAAAAAAACUAACUUUGAUACAUUUGAACAGGAUAUAUUAUCUCGUAUGGCAAGCUUUGGACAGUGAGAAAACAGUGUGUACAGAAGAGAUAAUGUUGGUCGAUAAUGUACAAAAUGCUGUAUUGUUUUUUUUCUUUUCAAUGUGAAUAUAUAUACCCAAUGUUUUUUAUCUGUACAUAAUCUCUAUUGCACAAUAAAUGUGUAUCAUUU